Drosophila montana is the source of this 11112-nucleotide messenger RNA. It is a transcript of the gene fry, whose product is annotated as Protein furry. The transcript is spliced from 30 exons. NCBI's taxonomy places the organism in Eukaryota, Metazoa, Arthropoda, Insecta, Diptera, Drosophilidae. Gene Ontology annotation, cellular component: cell cortex; site of polarized growth. The record is from RefSeq and is a predicted model, not a curated record. Gene Ontology annotation, biological process: cell morphogenesis; neuron projection development. The coding region runs from base 235 to 10911 and encodes 3558 amino acids.
GUAUUCUACAAUUUGUCGUUUAGCAAUUUUCUCAAAUUUAUUUGCAAUUCGCCAAUAAGUGCAUUCAAUUGUGUUCGAUUAACAUCAAGUGCAAGUGUACCGUUCGCCGGCGCGUCCCGGUAGUGCGUGCAAAACUGAACGCACAUCUAGAAAACCAAAAUGGCUGCAAAGCGUCCGCACGGCCACUUGGUGUAUUAAGUGUGUACGCAAGUGUUUUGGACCAGAAAAGCAAGCAUGGAACAAUCAUUGGAGCUGCAUGCACAGCCGGAGGCAUUUCUGGAUGGCCUCAGUGCCGGCGUUGCAGUCACAAAUCAAAACCCAAAUGAGCAACACGUGAGUGAGGCCGCCACAGUUGUUGUUGAUGCGGCUCUUGGCUCACCGGCAGCGGGCAGUCCCAAUGCAACAACAGCAGCAACGGUUGUAGCAACAACAACCACAACAGCAGCAACAACAGCAGCAGCCACAGCUGUCAAUACCACGCCCACAAAGAGCCCACAACGCAGCGUUUACCACGAAGAUGUUUAUCUGGCUGGCGGCGAUAACGCUGAUAACGAGGCACAUCUGGAGGGAAACAGUUCGCCCGCUCAGCGUCAUUCCAUAAACUCCAACGAAUACACCUCAACGCCCAAAUUGGGACGCAUAGGACUUAAUGGUGCAGCAGCCGCCGCCGCAGCAGCAUCCGCCUCGGCGUCAGCCAAUGGCAGUGGCACCACAUCGCCCAUAAAUUAUCAAAUGCUUGGCGAAGAAUACAUUUACAGCAUAGAGUAUGAGUCACAUCAGCAACAGCUGCAGCAACUGUCGGUGACUAAUCAGGAACAGUCCGGCGUUGUCCAGGCCACGGCGACCAUUAGCUACAGCGCCAAUCGUCAAAGUUACGCAUCACCUCCUGCAGCAUUGCCGCCUUUGAUCAUACCGCAGCGGCAAUCGCUGUUGCCUUGGGGCGCACAUUCGCGUAGCUCUAUUAUUAACGUGCUGCCCAGUUACACGCAGGCGGAGAUGCAUGCCUUGGCGGCCAGUGUGGCCAGCGUGGAGCUGACGGCGCCGCGUCCCGGCGAAAUAGUUAUGCGCAAUUUGUUUAGCGAUUUUACAGCGCAGGCGGAAAAGAAAAUCGAGCUGGUGAUGCUGGAGAGCGCCGAUAAGAAUCUAUCGAAGCUGCUGCAACGCGGCGAGGAUCAGCAAUUUGAUCAGCUGCUCUCGGCGCUGGGCUCAGUUGCCGAGCAUUGUUUGCCCUCGCUGCUGCACACGCUGCUCGCGUGGCAUCGACGUCAGCUGUCCGACAUGGAGAUCAAGAAUGAUCUGAAGAAACCAGCGUCGGGCAGCAGUGUUCAGGCUGUGAACAAGACGACCGUGGAUCUGGACUUUCAGCUGCAGCGUCGCGAGGCGGCAGUUGAGUUUAUAUUUUGCCUGGCACUAAUUGAGAUACUCAAGCAGCUGCCGUUUCAUCCGGGCCAUGAGGAUCUGGUGCGCAGCAUCGAGAAUCUGGCCUUCAAGCACUUCAAGUACAAAGAUGGCCUGCAAAACAAUCCCAAUGCGCAUAAUAUACACAUGAUUGCGGAUCUCUAUGCGGAGGUCAUUGGCGUGCUGGCCCAAAGUCGAUUUGCAUCGGUGCGCAAGCGUUUCAUGUUCGAGCUGAAGGAGCUGCGCGGCAAGGAGGCAUCGCCCACCACGACGCAGAGCAUCAUUAGCCUAUUGAUGGGCAUGAAGUUCUUUCGCGUCAAAAUGGUGCCCAUUGAGGAAUUCGAGGCCUCGUUUCAGUUUAUGCACGAAUGUGGCCAGUACUUUUUGGAGGUGAAGGAUAAGGACAUUAAGCAUGCCCUAGCCGGACUCUUUGUAGAGAUUCUAGUGCCCGUUGCGGCUGCCGUCAAGAAUGAGGUGAAUGUGCCGUGUGUAAAGAACUUUGUGGAGCUGUUGUAUGUGCAGACGCUGGACGCAUCGACCAAGUCAAAGCAUCGCCUGGCGCUAUUUCCGCUGGUCACAUGCCUGCUCUGCGUCUCGCAAAAGACUUUCUUUCUGACCAACUGGCAUUACUUUCUGGCCAUGUGCUUGAGCAAUCUGAAGAAUCGCGAUUUCAAUAUGAGUCGCGUCGCCUUGGAGUCGCUCUAUCGCCUUCUGUGGGUCUACAUGAUUAGGAUCAAGUGCGAGUCCAAUUCGGCGACGCAUUCGCGACUGCAGAGCAUUGUCAAUUCGCUGUUUCCCAAAGGUUCCAAGGGUGUCGUGCCGCGCGACACUCCGCUGAAUAUCUUUGUAAAGAUCAUUCAGUUUAUUGCUCAGGAACGUUUGGACUUUGCCAUGCGCGAGAUCGUCUACGAUUUGUUGUGUGUGGGUCGCUCCAUCAAGGUCAUACUCAAUCCGGAGCGCAUGAGCAUCGGCUUGCGUGCAUUUCUAGUAGUUGCCGACUCAUUACAGCAAAAGGACGGCGAGCCGCCAAUGCCGCGCACCGUGCCGGUGCUGCCCUCAGGGAAUACGCUGCGCGUGAAAAAGACGUACAUCAAUAAGAUGCUUACAGACGAUACGGCACGUAGCAUUGGCAUGUUCACAUACUUUCCUCACGUGCGUCGUGUUUUUGUGGACAUCUUACGUGCAUUGGAUGUGCAUUGCGGCCGGCCGUUAAUGAUGACAAAUACACAGAACCAGAACAAGGAGCCGGACGAGAGACUGUCCGCUGAGCGCAAGCCGCGCAUUGAUCUCUUUCGGACGUGUGUGGCUGCAGUGCCUCGUUUAAUACCCGAUACGAUGACCGCCCAGGAGCUGGUCGAUUUGCUGUCCCGCCUGACCGUGCAUAUGGAUGAGGAGCUGCGCAUAUUGACGCAUCAAUCGCUGCAGACGCUGGUCAUAGACUUUCCGGAUUGGCGUCAGGAUGUCGUGCACGGUUACACACAGUUUCUGGUGCGCGAUGUCACCGACACCUAUCCGCAAUUGUUGGAGAACUGCACGCGCAUCUUGUUUGUCUUUCUAAACAUUUGGCGCUGCGCGAUUAAUGUUAACGGCGCUGCAGCCGGCACCGGCAACAACAGCAGCGGCAGCUGCGUACCCAAUGCGGUCAUCACUGGCGGUGGCAUUAAUCCGGCACAGCAAAAAGUUGGCGGUGCGGGAGCUACCAUCGGCACAGCUGUUGUACAGGCCAUGCCGGUGGCGGCAGUGGCCAUACCGCCCGUCAUUGGCAAGGAGACGACCAGCAGCCAGCUGUCGAAGCAACAGCAUCUGAACACGGCCAGCAGCGCUGCGUCCAGCAUAACCACCUCCAGCGGCAUGUCCAGCAUCACGCAGCACACGGUGCUUAACAUGGUGUCCAACGAUGUGAGCAAGAAGAAUGAGAUACCAUUGAUCACGACGCUGCACUUUGUUGAAGGCUUUGCCCUGGUGCUGCUCUGCAAUUAUCGUCCCUAUUUGCGCAAGCUGGCGGCCAUGAUACUCAAGGAGGUCAAGAAUCUAACGCGCGCCCUGGGCAUACCCGAAACGGAGCCCCCGCUCAUUGAUGUUAUGGAUCGCUGUUGUCCGCAGAUUGUGGAGAAGUGUUUGCCACUGCUGCCACAGGCGGAGAAGACGGCCAUACUGAAUGCCAACUGCAUUGAUCUGCAGUGGAUAGCGGAGCGCAGCAGCGGCGUUUGGCUGGCAGGACACACAGAUGAUAACUCCAAGUCCUCCACUUCGACGCUGAAUCUGUCGCAGUCUAGCUCCACAGCUGCUGCGGCGGCCGCGACUGCCAGCUGCCCGCAGCCGCCUUUUGAUCCCUGGGCCAGCUGUUUGUUUGGCCUGUUGGAGCGCCAGCGCGUGCUACAGCAAUGCCCCUCAGCGGUGGCACAGGCUUGGCCCAUUUGCUACGCACGCCUCAACGCGCUCUAUAGCGUCAUAGAUCCCACUCCCGUCAGCGAUAAUCGCGCCUCGCUGCUGCGCGGCUCUGCUCCGACUAAGAAAAUGCCCACCGAGAGCCAAAAGGAUUCGUAUAUGCGUCUCUGGCGCAACCAGGUGGCAUGUGCCAUGCGCCUGGUGCCCCAAAUACCCAGCGUUGCUGUGCGCUGUGCCUCGCCCGAUUUGAGUUUGAGUUUACAAGAUCAAUCGGACUCACGUUCGCUAUCCGAUUCCUUGGACAAUAUACCGUCAAAUGUCUUUGGGCCCGAGGGAAUUGUGACACGUUUCACGCUGCCGCUCUCCUACGGACGCAAAGAGGCGCGCCAGAAACGACUUGGCUCAUCGCCAGAUUCCCUAAACGCGGAUCGCAGUGACAAAUCAGCAAUGGGCAGCGCCUCGCCCCAGGCACUAUACAAGCUGGUGGUGCCUCUCCUGCGCUGUGAGGCCAUCGAUGUGAGGGAUGCGGCUGUCAAUGCUCUGGGCAUGAUAAAUCACGAUGCGCUCAAGGAUCUCAUGGAGGAGCUGGUGGUCUACAUACGCGAAGCUGUUGAUCGCAAACAGGAGAAUAUGCGACGUCGUCGUCGCCGCGAUGCACUGCGUCUGCAGGUGGUGCGUGUGCUGGAAAAAAUAGCCGAGAAUGGCACAUUCGGGGUUAGCACUUGCGUGCUGGAGCGCGAUACCAUGUCGCUGCAUCCCACCUUUGUGGAGUAUAUAGAGGGUGCCAUGGCAUAUCUUAUGGCCGAAACGGACAAGGAUAAUCUCAGCAUACGCGAGGUCAAGGCGCACUUUUGCAAUUUCAUACGCAAAAUGAUUAAAAACUUUUCACUGGAAUCGUGCGCCACUUUGCUGUCGCGUGACUUGAAGCGUAAUUUAUUCAAUUUAUUUGCCACCUGGUGCGGCAGCUUCUCCAAGCCGCUAAGCAUUAGCUCACAGAUUGGCCAAACUCUCGAGGAGGAGAAGCUGCAAUUUAGCGCUUUACAGGCCAUGUCCGCUUUGCUCUGCUGCGGUCACAUCUUUUAUACGCCCCAUCUGCAGGACGAUGGCAUCAUAUACAAAUGGCUGGAUCUGCUGCUCACCUCCAAGGAUGAGAAGAUUUAUCAAUUGGCCCGCGAUACGGUUGUGCUGCUGCUAGAAUCAAAUCCGGAUAUGGGCCAGUUGCUCGAAUGGGUAAUCGAUCGUUGUUAUACCUCAACGCCACGUGAGGCAGAUGCUUGUUUUCUGGCUUUGGCCUCUAUCUUCAGUGCCAAGGAGUAUCCGUGCGACCAUUAUACAUCUGUUAUAACCGUGACGCUGCUGAUGACUGGCUGCCCCCGGGUGGAGGUGCAUGCAACCGCGCUGCAGCUGUUGCAAAUACUGGACAAGCGUUUCUUUGGCAGCGUCGUUGGCACCCUGCACAGCGACAACGAGAAAGAGGAUGACAAAGUGGGCACUCUGGACGAGCUGCUGAGCACCGCCUAUUGUCGUUCGCAGCGUUUCCUUUCAAAGCAAUUGGCACACUUGCGUCCCGAGCUUACCAUGCCCAUAUUUUCAGAGAUAACGCAUCGUUUUCAGAGCGCACGUGACGAUGUGCGCGCCUUGUUGCUGCAGUGUCUGUUGCCCUGGUUGCAGAACAUGGAACUGGUAGCCACCAGCGUGCCACCCGCCACGCCGCUAUCCUAUAUUAUGUACUUUCCGGAUUCUGGCACGCGUGGACGCCGUGAGGGCACCGGUUCAACUGAGGCCACCGAAAUGAUACUGAAUAAUCUAUUUUAUAUAACAGCCAAGUUUUCCGAUGCACAUCCGCGCGAUAUUGAGGAGCUGUGGGGCACAUUGUGCCAGUUCUGGCCGAACAAUCUGAAGGUCAUACUACGCUAUUUGGUCAUCAUGAGCGGCAUGGCCCCCACCGAGUUGUUGCCCUACGCUAAACGCGUGGCCCUCUAUUUGGCGCGCAGCUGUCCGGAUCGCUUGCUCGAUGAGCUAAUGGCCGAGCUGCAGACGGUGGAGACACUUAACUGCCUCAUCGAACGCACUGAAACGCCUCCCUUCUAUAGGCUGACCAGCAUGCGAAAGGCUUCGAGUCACAGCGCCGAUGGACAAGCUGUAGGCGGCAUUAAUGAUUCGCGCACUCAGGAUUUGACCGUGGAGAAGGGCACCAUACACACGAAGCGACACAGCGGCGAGGAUCCCAUUAAAAUAGGCACCUGCAAGUCGGACAGCGGCAUCCGCGCCUAUACUCAGGCAGCUGCCGCCGCAGCCGCGGCUGCUGUGACGCCCAUUACGGGUGUCAGUCGCCCGCCUCGCGGCGCUGAUAAAAUUCGCGCUGCCUCGGGCCCCUCCAUACUGCCCCGGCCCGAGGAUAUACUUAUCAACGAUCCCGAGCUGCGGCAGGAGGAGAAUGUGGAGUUGCGUAACACAGCGGAAGCACCGCCAAAUGCGCAUCCGCAUCCAUUACCCAUGCCCGAAUACGGUGGUUACUUUGCACCGCUUACAGAAUUUCUGCCGGAUGUCAGUUUACCCAUCAGCGGCUUUCAUCGCUGCAACGUGGCGGUCAUGCUGCUGACGGACAUUGUGGUGGAUGGCAUUCCCGGCAUUGAUUGGACGCUUCAUUUGCCACUGAUGCUGCACAUUUUGUUCCUGGGACUGGAUCACACGCGCAUCAUUGUGCGGGAGCAUUGCAAGCAGCUGUGCGUCAAUUUGUUGAUUGUCCUGGCCGAGCACAAUGAUCAUCUGACGGUGGCGCGCAUUCUGCUCAACAGCGAGACAAGUAAACUAGACUUGGGACUGACGGUGCCGGCUCUGCCGGUGAUUGACAAUAACUUUACGGAGCUGCAUCAGACAUUUGAUAGCUAUCUGCUGCAUGUUAGCCCUCAGGCGGCUGCCUAUGCGCUGCAGCACAAUCUCUCCAGCUCGACAAUCAUUGCACCGCACUCGACCAACCAGCAGACGCUGCCACAGAAUCUGCAGCAGCCGCCACCUGGGCUGGGAGUGGGCAAUGCCACACCAGCGGCACUAGCCUCGACGCCCGCGGCGCUGCAGAUCAAUCCGAAUAAUACGGAGAACUCGGAGGUGCCGUUAAUCCAUGCAGAUGAGCAUGCCCCACCACAGCCGGGCCCCAGCAUGCCCAUUGCGCAUGUGAUCAAGAGUUUGCUCAAGUUCCUCGCCCACGAUACCUGCCAGCCCCUCUGGAACUAUGAGGACAUCACGGCGAAGGUGUGGGCCGUAAAAUCCGCGGAGCAGCUGAGCUGCUUCCUGAAGCACAUGGUCAAGGUGUUUGCCGAUAGCUAUCCACAGGCGCGCAUUGCCGAGCGCUGGGCGCAAACGGCCUUGCAGCUGGGUCUGUCCUGCUCCUCGCGCCAUUAUGCCGGACGCUGUCUGCAAAUCUUUCGCGCUCUCAAUGUGCCCAUCAACUCGCGCAUGCUGUCAGACAUACUGUCCCGUCUGGUGGAGACAGUGGCUGAGCAGGGCGAGGACAUGCAGGGCUAUGUAACGGAGUUGCUGCUCACGCUGGAGGCUGCCGUGGACAGCUUGGACUCGGACUUCAGACCGCUGGAUGUGAUGAAAGAUAUAUUCAAGAGCACGCCCAAUUUGAACAACAAGGACGGCGGUCCCAACUCCAUUCUGCCCGGCAAGAAGUCGCCCUCGGGCAUGACACCGCAAUCCUCCAACUACUCAAUACCCAGCCAUGGACGCAGCACCAGCUACUCGGUAUCUUAUUGCGGACGCAAGGCGAACAACUCGCCCUGCGACAAGCAGGCGGAGCUGCGGAAUCGUGCCUCUGGCAUUGAGCUGGAACGAAGUGUUGUCAGCAAAUUUGGCGUGGGCGGAGUGGGCGUAGGCGCCGGUUCCGCCUUGUCGCGCUCACGCAGCGCACAGAGCCUAAAAAUGCUGGGCGAUACGGCCACGCAGGAUGACAAGAUGACCAUAUUGGCGCAGCUGUUUUGGCUGUCAGUUUCGCUGCUCGAAUCGGACUAUGAGCACGAGUUCAUGCUGGCCCUGCGCCUGUUAACCCGAGUGCUCCAUCGACUGCCGCUGGAUCGUCCCGAUGCGCGCGACAAAGUUGAGAAGUUGCAGCAGCAGCUCAAAUGGACCGCCUACCCAGGCGUCCAUGCGCUGCUAUUGAAGGGCUGCACCCACAGUGCCACCUAUGAGCCCACAAUCAUGCUGCUGGCCCAGUUCGCGCCGCUGCUCAGCCUGCCUGUAUGUGAUCCCACACAGAGCUGUGCUUUUCCCAUGAACGUGAUCGCCCUGCUGCCGUACAUGCUGCUCCAUUACGAGGAUGCCAAUGAGAUUUGUAUACGCAGCGCUGAGAAUAUCGCACAUGUUUCCACGGAACUGGGCGCCAAACUGGAGAAUCUGGGCACUGUGAUGACAUUGUACAGUCGCAAAACGUUCUGCAAGGAAUCGUUCCAGUGGACCAAGUGCGUGGUCAAGUAUUUGCAUGACACAUACGCUCACAUGGGCCUCCAUAUGUUGGCCUUCCUCAUCGAGGUGCUGGAGAAGGGGCCGCAACAGGUGCAGGUUCCGGUGCUGAAUGUUAUUCAUUGCAUGCUGCACUACGUGGAUCUAUCGGCGCCUCAGGCGCAGACCAUCAAUGCGGAUUUGUUGCGUGCCAUUGGCAAAUAUUUGGAUACGGUCAAUUGGAAGGACUCUCUGAAGAUACUUAAACUGAUUGUGACACGCAGCUCCUCGCUGCAGGUGGUCCCGCCCAGCGAUGGCAGCAGCGCCGGCUUAUCGUUCUCCUUCUAUGGCGCAUAUCCGGACUCGGAUAUGUUCUGUAAAAAGGAACUGGCCGGCCGCACCAUGGAAUUCACAUUCGAUGUGUCCCAAACGCCGCUUAUCGGGCGUCGCAUUCUGCUCAAAACCGAGGAUCCAGGCUCUGGCGGUGCUGCAUCGGCCACGGGCAGCUCAUCGCUAAACUCCACAUUGACCAACGCCACCACCGUGACGGUUGCGCCUGCUCAGCAGGUCAGCGCCCAGCUGCAGCAGCAUCGCGCCCACAGCAAUGUGGCUGCCAUUGCCGCCUCGGCCGUUGCUGCCCAGCAGCAGCAGCAACAGCAGCAUGGCAUUGGCCUUGGCAGCGUUGUGGGCACGCCCAAUUCGCCGCGGCGCAGUGCUAGUCUGUCGCCGGCGGAUACCGUGCCGCUCAGCGGCUGGAAGCGUCCCUGGAUGUCGCAGUGCCGUGUGCGCGAGUGUCUGGUGAAUCUAUUGACCACCUGUGGACAGCGCGUCGGUCUGCCCAAGUCGCCAUCGGAUGAUUUUAUAAACUCUAUUUGCUCAAAGUCUUUGAGCACAUCGCUACUAACGGGAUCGAUUGCGACCAGACAAAGCGUCAUCUUUAGCCAAUCUUCGGAUCUGAUGGAACGGCAAUCAUCGGCCGCCUCGUCCACCGAGGAAACAUCGGGUCCGCAGGGCGAUCUAAGCAGCGGUUCGCGUCGUGACGAUGGCCAGCCCGAUUUUACUGUCUUCAAGGACUUUGAUUUUCUGGAGUACGAGGACAGCAUCGCCGGCGAGUCCACGGACAACUUUAAUUGGGGUGUACGUCGCCAUCAGCUCUUCGAAGGCGACGAGGACCGUUUGAACCUCGGUAGCGGAAUGGGUGGAUCCAUCAAGGGCGGCCAUUCCUCUGCACUGGAGGACAGCUUCAGCGAUAAGACACCAAUUCUGAGCAAGCGUAAGCGACAGACCGCAGACGAUUCAUCCGAUGAGGAAGCCGAGUCGGAGUCACCGCUGGACGACGAUCACCGUCAAUCCUUCUUGAAGUCCAUCUUUAGCGGCGCACCGCCUUCUUCCCUGAGCCUGCGAGAGCGACGUCGCCGCAAUUCCGUGUCCCGCAGUGAUACCAGCGGUUCAAGUGCUGGGGAUUUGGGUGAUAUCACGCCAUGCAAUGCCUCGCCACACAUGCAGGGCAUCAUUCGCUUUGGCGCCGUCGUUCGCGACGAGGCGGAGGAGAAUUGGCGACGCCAGCUGCAAUCCAUGCUGGUUAAUCAACCCUCAGCGCACACCUCCGAGCUGCUGCAGCAGUUAUACAGGCUGAUCAAAGAGUUGACCUUCAAGACAAUUACCAUUUCGAAGGAGGCCAAGAAAUUCUUCACCGGCAUCGGCUCCCAGCUGGGCAAUCGCAUCUCACUCUUUACGGAUUUGCUGAGCUCGCGUGCCGAUCCGCCGCGUGUGUGGUGCAGCGAGAUGCAGACUACCACGCCAAAGCUGUUUGAAACUCUGAGAUUCAAUGUGCUGGAGGUGCAGGAGCAUCUGGAGACGUUCUUCGAUCGCAAGGAUCAAGUACUGGAGUGCCUGGACGCAGUGAAAACAUCCUGCAAACUGUCUCUCUUCAAUGAAGCAGAUGUGGCUGCCUCGGGCUUGGAGCUGCCGAGCAGUUCCAGCAUUCCUUGCAUGCCCUUUGAUCCAGCCUCAACGGAGGUUGUGCUGGACUUGGGACGUUCCUUGUAUAAGCUUAUGUUUCAGCUACUUUUGCUGAUUGAAUCGAAUCAUAAAAUAUCCUCGAAUGUGGUUAAUCAUUUUCGCAUCAAUGAAGACAUGCAUGACAUAUCCGAUCUCUAUGCCCUGGUACGAGAUGCUUUGGUGCGUUGCACCAGCGAAGCUGAGCUGGAUUGCCUGGAAUCAUCCACCUCAACGGAGGGUGAGCAUACGCCAACGCCCUCGCCCGGCUUACCCAUGACGCAUGAGGAGUUCGAGGCGUCGCUGCACGAGCACAUCGACCGGCAGUGUUGGACUAGCGCCAUUUCCCAUGUGCGACAGUAUCGACGCGUGUCGACGCUUAGUGCUGGUGAUCAGAGUCUGACCAUCCUUACCUAUGGAAAUUUGGACAGUCGCAUCAAGUUCGAUGAGAUGUCGAUAAUAUUGAAUGCCUAUGCCCAUAGCCUUAUGAAGGAUCGGACAGCAGAAGCCUUUAUUGUAUCCAAAUCGGACUCGGAGCUGUUUGAGGUAUAUGCGAUACUCUCAGAGAACUUGUAUCACGUUUCUAGCGCCCUGACCAAUAUGGAAAUCAAUAUGAAAAGCUACUCCAUGGGGGCCGGUUCAAGUAAUUUGCAUCGCAGCGAGCAGGACAUUGUGACAAAUCUUUAAAUAUAGAGGAAACCCUACAUAUGGUUAAGAUUAGUGCAGGAUUAAGCUCAUUUUGAUAUGUAAUCAAAUUAGUUUUUAGUAUUUAAGCAGCAUUAUAGGCCACUAUCAUUCAGUUGAGAGUUGAACAAGCAUUAUUGUGUAUGAACAAAUGUGUUUUUAAGUACGAUAUAAUUAUAUAACAUAUACAUACAAAUUUAACAA